This is a messenger RNA of Sander lucioperca (pikeperch), 3346 nucleotides long. It is a transcript of the gene gopc, whose product is annotated as golgi-associated PDZ and coiled-coil motif containing. The record is from RefSeq and is a predicted model, not a curated record. The transcript is spliced from 9 exons. Gene Ontology annotation, cellular component: Golgi apparatus; membrane; trans-Golgi network transport vesicle. Gene Ontology annotation, biological process: negative regulation of protein localization to cell surface. Bases 262 to 1596 code for a protein of 444 amino acids. NCBI's taxonomy places the organism in Eukaryota, Metazoa, Chordata, Actinopteri, Perciformes, Percidae. Gene Ontology annotation, molecular function: transmembrane transporter binding.
GAUGCCUGAUUGGCCCAUUGGCCUCACAGAUCGUGAGUCUGAUAUUUGACUUCCUGGUCAGGUAAUGUUAGUGCUUUUCACAAGAUAAUCAGAAAACGCAAUUUGUAAGACUUCUCUCCGCUAACCCAACACGUAAUCUAGUCGUCGGGUUUCAACGUUAUUUCGCAGUGGCAAACAGGGAGGGGAUCUAUUAACGUUAACGUUACUCACCAUAAAAGCUAGUACGCUAACGUUAGCGUAGGGCUCUGUAUUGCUCUAGCCAUGUCCGCUUCGGCUGGAUCCUCCCCAACGGGUCAUAGCUCGGGCCUUGGCCCCGGUAUGUCUAUGUUUCGCUGGCUAGAAGUGCUGGAGAAAGAGUUUGACAAGGCCUUCGUGGAUGUGGAUCUGCUGCUCGGAGAAAUAGACCCAGAUCAAGUCGAUAUUACGUACGAGGGUCGGCAGAAGAUGACCAGCCUAAGCUCCUGUUUUGCUCAGCUCUGUCACAAAACCCAGACGGUUUUCCAACUGAACCAUAAACUAGAGGCUCAGCUGGUGGACCUCCGUUCUGAGCUGACUGAGGCUAAGGCUGAGCGAAAAGUAAUAGAAAGGGAGGUCCAUGACCAGCUCCUGCAGCUUCAUGCUCUCCAGUUGCAGCUUCAUUCUAAGCAAGGUCAGGCUGAGGACUCUGAAUCCAUCAAAGACAGACUGCCUGCAUCAACUUUGGAAGAGAUGGAACAGGAGCUUGAGGUCAGCAAGAAGGAGAAAUUAGCAGAGGCAAGGCUGGAAACAGAAGGGAGACUAUUUAAGAAAGAAAAUGAGGCUCUUCGCAGACACAUGGCAGUACUGCAGGCCGAAGUGUAUGGAGCCAGACUGGCUGCCAAAUACUUGGACAAGGAACUGGCUGGCAGGGUGCAGCAGAUCCAGUUACUGGGCCGAGACAUGAAAGGACCUGCACAUGACAAGCUGUGGAACCAACUGGAGGCAGAGAUUCACCUUCACCGCCAUAAGACCGUCAUCCGAGCAUGUAGGGGUCGCAAUGAUCCUAAGAAACCUCUGCCCUCGCCUGUUGGACAUGACCCAGACAUCUUGAAGAAAACCCAGGGAGUUGGCCCUAUCAGAAAAGUGGUGCUAGUCAAAGAUGAUAAUGAGGGUCUUGGAAUCUCCAUUACAGGUGGGAAGGAGCACGGUGUUCCCAUUCUAAUUUCAGAGAUCCAUCCAAGUCAGCCUGCAGACAGAUGUGGGGGUCUGCAUGUCGGGGAUGCCAUCCUUGCUGUCAACAGCAUCAAUUUGCGGGAUGCCAAACACAAGGAGGCUGUCACCAUUCUGUCCCAGCAGCGAGGACAGAUAGAGUUUGAGGUGGUGUAUGUGGCUCCAGAGGUGGACAGCGAUGAUGAGAAUGUGGAGUAUGAAGACGACAGUGGCCAUCGCUAUCGACUCUACCUAGAUGAACUGGAGGACAGCAGCACAGCGGCACCCAGCAACAGCUCGGCAUCACUGCAGGCUCUGGAAAAGAUGUCACUGAGCAAUGGACCAGAGAAUGGAGACACUGGAAUCUCCAUUGAGACAACUUCAGAUGAAACCCCUUCAAAGUCUCCUGAGACUGACUGCUCUUCCUAAAGGCUCAGCCUAGCCAUUGUGAUUUGGAGAUAUAACGAGGAUUUGUGGAAAAAAUCCCUCUCAAAGAACUGAAUUAAAGAAUUCUAUGACAAGCCUAGGGACAAGGGAAAAUGAACAGUCUGUUUUCCCUUUUUCCUCUUGGUGUUGUGGGGUGGUGGGAUUUGGGGGUCUGGCCUGGGCAUGUGGCAAUGAUUUGGGGUAAAAGUUCACAUUUGAAGAAGCAGAGGUGUAAAAUUUGUAGAGGAGGGAGCGAUACUGAACAAUGUGUGAUUUUUUUUUUCUUGAUAUUAUAUUAAGAUAAUGAAAAUUGACAGGAUAGCUGUAUGUGAGAAUACAGCAGAAGGAAGUAGGUGUCAUGGAGUAACACUGACAUCAUGAAAGAAGAGGUUAUUCAUUGUUGAAAAUGUCUUUCAGAGGCAGCUUUUGGAGAAAUGAUUGUGGCGUGUUUUGCUUUUGUUUGUACAGUUAUUCUAUUAUCUGUUCUUGACGAACUAUUCAAGACUACAUUGUCCUACAGGGACCCUGGUGGAAGCCAGGAAAAUAUCUCAAAGGAAAUUACUUUUUUUUUUACGAAAAGAGAAUAAAUCUGUUUGAUCUAAGUGAUCAUUGUAGUUAGCAAGAGCAAGGCCAUUGAUGCUCUUUCACAUGAUUAAAUUUAAAAACCCUGUGAAAUAAAUAUCAAAUGGAAAAUGCUGUAAAAUCUUGCCUGUUGUCACCAAUAACACAUUUAAAAACCAAAACUAGGUAAAUAAUUUGAGUUAUGUAUCCAGGGUCUAAAUAUUUUACAACCACAUGAACAAACAUACUAAUAAUUAAGAGGAAUGGGGGGCAAAAUUUCUUUAAAGAUGUCCAUAUAGAACAGUGCAAAAGUAUCUUAUGAGUAUUCUUUUUUCCCCUCUCUUAUUCGACUUAAAAAUCUGAAGGGCUAGCCCUUCGGAGCCAGCAUUUCGCAAAACAAUCAAACAAGCUGAAGGCAGCAAGUUCUUUUUCAUCCUCUAGAUAUUUUUAGUUAAAAAUGACAUUGCAAAUACCCUUCCCAGUCCCUGAAGGCACUUUACCUGAAAACCCUGCCCUGGUAUUGUAUCCUAAUUAAAAAGAGGUUACUGUAGGAUAGAUGCUUCGCCAUAGAUUUUUAACCUUGUUCCAUCACAAGUAUAUUUUGGCAUGGCACCGUAUGUUGAAUAUACAGGGGUGGGCACAAUAACACUUGUAUGAUAUAUAAUUGAAUGCAAUCAUUCUCAAUAAUGGGGUCUUUCUUAACUGUGUGUUGCUGAAUACUGUAUUUUUUUUUUUUUUUUUUAUAAUUGUCAAAUUACAUUCUAUUGUUGCACAUUGCAUUGUGUUACAUCUCACAGUAUAAUGCAGUGAAAUACACAAACUACUCUAAACUUGAUUGUGUUCAACCCCUCUCUCACAUGGGCCUAGCCAAUGUACUGUUUGAUGCAAAGAUAUUCAGUUUAACACAUUAUUGUGCCCAGCCCUAUCUGUUGUCACCACUGCUACCUGCCAGUGUUCCAGCUCAGAGGCACAUAAGUGAGUGGAACCCUUAGUAUGCCAUGACUCUGUGCCCUUAUAGCAUUCACGCAUGUCAGUUUCUUUACUUGCUUAUUGUUAUUCUGUUUCCUUGGUGCUUGGUUUGUCUCUCUAAACUCUUCAUACAUAUGAUUUGCAUCUUUAUAGGUAAUGUAUUCAAGUCACAAUUUAUUUAGCCGUUAAAUAAAGUUUGGUUACAAUUUGGUUUAUUUGGAAU